Rattus rattus (black rat) is the source of this 2472-nucleotide messenger RNA. RefSeq names its product solute carrier organic anion transporter family member 1A6. The coding region runs from base 26 to 2038 and encodes 670 amino acids. The record is from RefSeq and is a predicted model, not a curated record. The transcript is spliced from 14 exons. NCBI's taxonomy places the organism in Eukaryota, Metazoa, Chordata, Mammalia, Rodentia, Muridae. Gene Ontology annotation, molecular function: bile acid transmembrane transporter activity; protein binding. Gene Ontology annotation, cellular component: membrane. Gene Ontology annotation, biological process: sodium-independent organic anion transport; bile acid and bile salt transport; transmembrane transport.
AUCCUCAAUCAAUCAGAAGAACAAAAUGGGAGAGCCUGAGAAAAGGGCUGGAACCCACGGGGUCAGAUGCUUUGCCAAGAUAAAGGUGUUUCUGUUGGCGUUAUCAUGGGCAUAUGCGUCCAAAGCACUAUCAGCAACUUACAUGAAUUCCAUGCUCACACAAAUAGAGAGGCGAUUCAAUAUUUCCACAUCUAUAGUUGGGCUUAUCAAUGGGAGCUUUGAGGUAGGAAACCUCUUGUUGAUUAUAUUCGUGAGUUAUUUUGGACGGAAACUGCACAGACCUAUCAUGAUUGGUGUUGGAUGUGCAGUCAUGGGCCUAGGAUGCUUCAUAAUCUCACUACCUCAUUUCCUCAUGGGCCGAUACGAAUAUGAAACAACAAUUUCACCUACAAGCAACUUGUCCUCAAACAGCUUCUUGUGUAUGGAGAACCGAACACAGACCUUAAAGCCAACACAAGACCCAGCAGAGUGUGUGAAAGAAAUGAAAUCAUUAAUGUGGAUAUAUGUACUGGUAGGAAACAUUAUACGUGGAAUGGGUGAAACUCCCAUCAUGCCUUUGGGUAUUUCCUACAUAGAAGACUUUGCCAAAUCAGAAAACUCUCCCUUUUACAUUGGGAUUUUAGAAGUUGGAAAGAUAACUGGCCCAAUAGCUGGAAUUUGGUUGGGAUCUUUCUGUGCAACCAUUUAUGUAGACACAGGGUCUGUGAAUACAGAUGACCUGACCAUAACUCCCACAGAUAUACGCUGGGUUGGUGCUUGGUGGAUUGGCUUUUUGGUCUGUGCAGGAGUGAAUAUCUUGAUCAGCAUCCCCUUUUUCUUCUUUCCCAAAACACUCCCAAAGGAAGGACCAGGCGAUAUGGCUGAUGAAACUAAAAAUGACGAAGGAGAUAAACACAGAGAAAAAGCCAAAGAAGAAAAAAGGGGAAUCACAAAAGAUUUCUUUCUUUUCAUGAAGAGCCUCUCCUGCAAUCCUAUUUACAUGCUUUGCGUCCUUACAAGUGUGCUCCAGGUAAAUGGAUUUGUCAGUAUUUUUACUUUCAAGCCUAAAUACCUGGAACAUCAUUAUGGAAAAUCCAGUUCAGAGGCAAUCUUCCUCGUGGGUCUUUAUACCUUACCGUCAGUAUGUGUUGGAUAUUUAAUUAGUGGCUUUAUUAUGAAGAAGUUCAAGAUUACUCUCAAGAAAGCAGCAUUCAUAUCGUACUGCCUAGGCAUGUCUGAGUGCCUUCUGUCCCUCUGUAACUUUAUGCUAACCUGUGAUAACGUCCCAAUUGCUGGCUUAACUACUUCUUAUGAAGGAAUUCAGCAGUCUUUUGAUAUGGAGAAUACGGUCCUGGCCGACUGCAACACAAGGUGCAGCUGCUUAACAAAAACAUGGGAUCCAGUGUGUGGAGACAAUGGCCUAGCAUACAUAACACCUUGCCUUGCAGGCUGUGAGAAGUCAGUUGGAUCAGGAAUCAACAUGGUGCUUCAGGAUUGCAGCUGCAUUCAGUCAUCAGGAAACUCGUCUGCAGUCCUGGGGCUGUGUAACAAGGGUCCUGAUUGUGCCAACAAGCUGCAGCACUUCUUAAUCAUAACGGUGUUUUGUUCCUUCCUCUACUCGUUAUCACUCAUACCUGGGUACAUGAUUUUUCUGAGGUGUAUGAAGUCUGAAGAGAAGUCACUUGGAAUUGGACUACAGGCAUUUUGCAUGAGAAUAUUGGCUGGCAUUCCGGCACCCAUUUACUUUGGAGCUUUGAUAGACAGAACCUGUUUACAUUGGGGAACUCAGAAAUGUGGUGAGCCCGGGGCAUGCAGGACAUAUGAAAUAAAUAGCUUCAGGAACAUUUACCUUGGAUUGCCUGCAGCUCUAAGAGGAUCAAGCUAUCUGCCUGCCUUCUUCAUUCUAAGACUUAUGAGGAAAUUCCAGUUCCCUGGGGACAUCGACUCUCCAGUAACUGAUCAUGUAGAGAUGAUGCUCACAGAGAAGGAAAGCAAGUGCACAGAUGUGCACAGAAGUCCUCAGGUUGAGAAUGAUGGAGAACUGAAAACGAAGCUGUAAUGAGUUUUCUACUGCCCUGUGCAAGGCCAUGGACAGAAUGCACACUUCCUUUCCUCGGAAUCCUGAGAGAUACAAUAGGAACCUUAUCUUUAAGAACCUCAACGAUUAUUUUUCUCACUAUAAAAAUAAUUGCUGAUAUCAUUUUCAGAACUUCAGGGUGAUAUUUAAGAUUUCCCUGGGGAAGACUUUUAUGGUGACCCCCACACUACACUUUAAAGCUUCCUUCAUUUUCACACAACAUUUUCUCUUAACUCAAUCAAGGGAAGUAUGUGUUUCCCACACAUCUUCAAAUGAGUUUAAAACUUUCCUAUUCCAGAAACACUAUUUAAUUUCACUGAAUUUAAAUUUCCAUACUGGGGGUAAUUAGAACUGAAAAUAUGCCUCCUGGUUGUGUCAUACUGAAAUAAAUUGUUCAAAUUCAUUCUUUCUAUGUG